GUUCCUUAGAAGAGCUUGCGCAAUAUGUUUUGCACGGCCCUGGCCGCUGGUAGUGUCUCUGGUUGUUGUUGUUGUUUUCACAUUAAGAAGGGAAAGGGGAAGAAAGAAUUAAUCAAGUUAACAUAACCCCGCGCCCUUCGCAUGAGCCCUCACUAUAAGAUCUUGGUUGUGGUGAUUGGCAGGUUACUGGGUGAGCCCCAUCCUGCCAUGAGCACGGACCACCAGGUCGCCAGCCCCCCCUCCUUCUGCAGUUGAUGGAUCUGCUGCUGGUCCUGAGAUGACAGACAGCGUCAGGGCCUUCCUCCGCAAUGUUGCGACGGGGUUUAAGGACUCCAUAUUGGGGAUUGGAACAAUCUCCAAGCUGGAUGCCCGCAUUCAGCAGAAAAGGGAGGAGCAGCGGAGGAGAAGGGCCAGCGGGGCCCUGGCACAGAGACGGGCACAGAGUGAGGAGCGCAAACCGGACAAUGACCCCAAAGUAGCCAGCAGGAUUUUUCAAUGCUGCGCCUGGAAUGGAGGCGUGUUCUGGCUCAGUCUGUUUCUCUUCUACCGGGUGUUCAUCCCCCUGCUGCAGGCUCUCACAGCAAAGAUCAUUGGUGACCCCUCCCUCCAUGGCAGUGUGUGGUCCUGGUUGGAGUUCAUCCUGACCUCUGUCUUCAGCGCUCUCUGGGUUCUCCCUUUGUUCGUCCUCAGUAAGAUAGUCAACGCCAUCUGGUUCCAGGAUAUAGCCGACUUAGCAUUUGAGGUGUCUGGAUGUAAAGCCCAGCCGUUCCCCAGCGUCAGUAAGAUCAUCGCAGACAUGCUCUUCAACCUUCUUCUCCAGGCACUCUUCCUCAUUCAGGGCAUGAUUGUUAGCCUCUUCCCCAUCGAUGCCAUUGGACAGAUGGUUAGCCUCCUCCACAUGUCGCUGCUCUACUCCCUGUACUGCUUUGAGUAUCGCUGGUUCAACCAUGGCAUUGAGAUGCACCAACGGCUUUCCAACAUUGAGAGGAACUGGCCCUAUUACUUUGGCUUUGGUUUGCCCAUGGCUCUGUUGACCGCCCUGCCCUCCUCGUACAUCAUCAGUGGAUGCUUGUUCUCCAUCCUCUUCCCUCUAUUCAUCAUCAGCGCUAAUGAGGCCAAGACGCCAUCAAAGCUGUUCCACUUCCAGCUACGUCUCUUCUCCCUGGUUGUUCUGAUCAGCAACAAGUUUUUCCACAAGACGGUCCACCUGCAAUCCUCCCUGACGUCGUCCACCUCCUCUGAGAAGCUGUCCUCCCCACACACCUCCCCCACCCGCCAGAGACCUCUCCCCACCCAAUGAAGGAGAUAGUGUGGGGAGGGAGGGGGGGAUUCUUCCAGGUGGAUUUCCUUAAUUAAGAUUUUAUUGGGUGGUGUAGGACAGAGGGUUUACACGUUUUUUUAAAAAUCGAAUCUCUUUCACGAUUAUUUGUUUGCAGCCCACCGGACACAUUUUUAAUGUGACACAAAAAAUUGACUGCCCUGUGCCUCACACACUCAAAAAACAUGUAGACUAAGCUCUUGACUUUUCUUUUUUGAAUUUUCUGUCUUUGUUUUCUGUAUAUUGUGCCAUUUGAGUGACUUUCCUUUUAAUAAAUUACAGCACAAGAAAUCAUGUAGUUACAAUAUGUUUAAGAAAACGUGUAAAGCCUUGUUUGUAUUCAGAAGCAAAGCACAGGUCACAUUCCUUCCUCACAGAUUGAAUGUUUUGUUGCACAUGUUUUUAUGUCAAAUGAUGGUGUCCUAGGUGUUCCAGACCUUGUAUAGUUAAAAGACAAAAAAAGAGGGGCUCUUUUUGUAUCCUUUUUUUCUUUUUUAGUAGAAUAAACAAACCAGUUGAAGAGCUGCUAUGAAAAAGGAUUGGGCACUUUUGUCAUGUGUUAAGAGUUAGAGAGAGUUGUUAAGGUUAGCUAUUUGAUUCUUUCCAAAUUGAAUCCCACUACUGUCCGAUGAGAUGCGCAUGUUGCAAAUUACAAGGGGAUGCCAGCAAAGGAAAAGCUGCCGCAGCAGGAUGGAUGACACUGCCAAACUGUCGCGUCUUCAUUCUGUUUAUUUCCCUUCAACCACUACAAUGCUAAGCUCGGUUAUAACAUAAGGAGUCCCAUAGUUAGCGUCUUUUUGUUUUAACAAAUGGGUGAAGAGCCUUGGCAUGCUGGCUCUAGUUGAGCCCCCCGAACCCGUCCUAGAGAGCAGAAGUAAACAUACCUGGAUCAUCGAACUGUUCUAUUUCUGUGCUUCACAUAGUGUUAAUUCACUCCGAAUGUUCAACCAGAAGCCCACCACCACAGAGCCACCCACUCACCAACCUUUCUCUCACUCAUCGGAUCCCAUGGCCUUGGGGAGGGGCCGUGAUUUUUGAAAACGAUGUGCAAUUAUUGUAAGACGAGCAUAGUGUUUGUGCAGACUGAUGUAUGUGAGUGAGGUUUUGUAAAAGUAAUACGUCUAAUUUCAAUAAAAUUGGUCAGUAUUCAA
Pungitius pungitius (ninespine stickleback) is the source of this 2469-nucleotide messenger RNA. RefSeq names its product EI24 autophagy associated transmembrane protein (gene ei24). The record is from RefSeq and is a predicted model, not a curated record. Gene Ontology annotation, cellular component: endoplasmic reticulum. The transcript is spliced from 11 exons. Lineage: Eukaryota; Metazoa; Chordata; Actinopteri; Perciformes; Gasterosteidae. The coding region runs from base 278 to 1300 and encodes 340 amino acids. Gene Ontology annotation, biological process: macroautophagy.